AUGACACGGGGCGUGAUCACACCCCCUGCAUCAACGGCAUCCUCGAAUUCCAGCACUCCUAAGAAAGAAACGACCUCACCAGUCAUGGAGAGGCCACAUGCGGCGGAGGCUAAGAAGCCUGAAGAAGAUGAUGUCCACAAUGAGCGUGCCCUCAGAGAGGCUGUCAAGGCCUCGAUUACGCGACAAAUCAGCCUCUCCCGCGAGCAACGAGAUAUGCUCAAGCCUUACCACAGCCAAGGCUACAAAAGUUCGAGUCCUCCCAAGGCUAAACCUCUCACCAUCCAGGAGAUCGCCACCGGGAAACACGAACGAGUUGCCGAAACCAAGAAGGCGACACCAGUCAUUAUCACCCCCGGCCCUGAGCCGGAGGAUGCUUCGCCCAGCUAUUUUUACCGAAACAGGAAGAGUGAGCUCGUUAUCCUUGAAGGAGCAUAA
Molecule: messenger RNA, 435 nt
Organism: Clonostachys solani
Lineage: Eukaryota; Fungi; Ascomycota; Sordariomycetes; Hypocreales; Bionectriaceae
Source: the annotation of a GenBank genome assembly